UAAACACUCAAUAAAAUAUUCGCUUCGAACUAUAGAAACCUUCAGUUAAUUAAGAAAAAUAUUAAACAAAAAAGAAACAUUUACUUAGGGCCGAUUUCUCAACGUCAUGUUAACGUCCUGUUUCUAAACAAAUUAGUUCCUCAACAUCAUGAAAGGUAUUAUUUUACUGAAAUGUCUUAACUACCAAUUUCCAACUGAAUCUUAAAAAUUAACAUCACAUUGAUAUAACGAAUUUGUUUUUCCGGAAAAUUUAGUUUAAGGACAAUUUUUUCUGACAGGUUUGAUACUAGAACCUUAACAUGACAUUGAGAAAACGGCUCUUUGCAAUAUAACUUUUUAAUUUAACAAAAAGUUGCUGUUAAGUCAAAAUGUAUUUAUUUCAGGACGAAUACUUUGUCGUUUAUUUUUACCACAAAAGUCCAAAAGUUCAAUAGCCUGCAUUUAUUUUCAAAAAAAUGACUACAAUGUUGUUUUGACAAAAUACCAAAUCCCUGGCCAAUUUCGUAUGUAUUUCUGUUCCGUUAAGCAAGGAUCGAGAUUAGACUUUGACUUUGGCUAAGUCGGGCAAUUCCUGGCCGGGAAAAGCCAUUUCCCAGGCAUUUGCUGGCCGGCUGGUCGAGCAUUGAAGUAAGGAAAACCUGGAAGUCCGUCAGAUUUCCCUGCAGCUGACUGGUUGACUGACCUGACCUGAGCUAAGCCGAGCUGGUUUCUACCUGACCAAGACGAAGUCACAAAGUCAGUCAAUUAGCGAGUCAACGUUUUGAGUGCCGGCCAACUACAGAGAUCAGUUUCAUUUGGCAUGCCCAUCGAUUGGUUUGCCAAGAGCACGAGAGGCAAGAGUUCGCGAUAGGACCGAGUACCAGAGACAUAGGAGGCAUUCUUUUCAUGCCCGGUGAGAGCACGGACGGAGGAGUCAAAGAUCGAGCAGGAUGAGCCUGAUCAGGUUGGGGCUGGCGCUGCUGCUCCUGGUGGCCACCGCCUCGCAGUCGCUGCAGCAUGUCCAGGGACGCCGGAAGAUGUGCGGCGAGGGCUUGAUCCGAGAACUGAAUUACAUCUGUGUCAAGGGCUUCCCCACCAGGGUCAAGCGGAGCACUAGUGAAGUGCCCAAGGAUAGAGUGCGCACCCUGAUCCGUAAGCUCCAGGAUACGGAAUCGGAAAAGGAUCCAUCUGGAUCCAAUGGAAGUAAGCGCAAGUUGCGACGCCACCGACGGAAUAUUGCCCACGAAUGCUGCAAGGAUGGCUGCACCUUAGACGAUAUUUUGGACUACUGCGCCGUAUAAUCACAUACCAGAUCCACCAGUUACCAGAUCCCCAAAAAAAGAAACCUCAACUACCAAAAUGUUCCCGAUAUGACUUAAAUUUUGUGAUGGCAGCGGGCAGGAUGGCCAGUUUAAGGACAAUUCCCAGAGGCAUCCAGCCGGCAGGCGUUUUCCAACUCAUUUUAAUACACUUAAACCGAACUAUAAACGUAA
Drosophila subpulchrella is the source of this 1472-nucleotide messenger RNA. It is a transcript of the gene Ilp4, whose product is annotated as probable insulin-like peptide 4. Gene Ontology annotation, molecular function: hormone activity; G protein-coupled receptor binding. Gene Ontology annotation, cellular component: extracellular region. NCBI's taxonomy places the organism in Eukaryota, Metazoa, Arthropoda, Insecta, Diptera, Drosophilidae. The transcript is spliced from 2 exons. The coding region runs from base 930 to 1280 and encodes 116 amino acids. The record is from RefSeq and is a predicted model, not a curated record. Gene Ontology annotation, biological process: adenylate cyclase-inhibiting G protein-coupled receptor signaling pathway.